AUGGAUUGGCUGAGCCUGGCCACUGCCGCAGCGCUCUGGUAUCGAGUGCGCCCCAUCCCCACCUCCGCUCACGCCUUCCUGUCCACCGCCUGCGCCACGUUCAUGAUCAACAUCGCCUGGCGUGCCACAUACAGAGACUCCUGGCACCGCCACCGCCACCUCUUCUCCGCCUUCCUGCGCCUCGGCGGCUUUGGGUUUGGCGUGGGCUGGCACCUGGUGCGCAACUUUGUAGAGGGCAUCACACCCGCAGCAGGCGACGGCCCGGCUUCCUUGGCGUGGCAAGCGGCGAUCCUGGUACUGGGCAGCGCCGUGCCGAGCCUGCUGAGCCUGUGGGUGGCCCGCCCGCUGCGCAUCAGCCUGGCGGUGCCCAUCCAGCUGGCGGCAGUGCUGGACGGCGUGCGGCACAGCGGCGACACAUGCGGCGCUGGGGGCCUGGCGCUGGCCACGCCUCGGGGGCGGGCCCUCAUUCAGCGCCUGUACCAGAUGCUGGACACGCUGCGGUACCACAGCCGCAUGUUCCAGGCGCACCAGCGCCUGCGGCAGCAGCAGGGCCUGCCCCCAGAGCGCGGCUUACAGGCGCGGCUGUACGCGGCGAUAGCAGAAACGGCAGACUUGUUAGACUGGCCGCUGCUGGUACUGUUUGCCUGGCUCCUGAUGGGCAUCCUCUUCGAUGCCUCGGUGCUGCUCUGUGCGGGGGUGGCACCACACUGCCGCAAAUUUAAAAUUAUGAACCAACCUGUCAUCCUUUAUGCCUUAGAACGGCGCCAAAACGGCGCCAAGAAUGUGUUUCUCACUAAGUCAGAUGUAGAGGGCAUCAUCCGGAUCAAGCAGGGCGACCAGCAGGCGCCCUCAGGCCGGCGGCGGCGGGGUGCGGGAGGGGGGGCGGCAGUGCAGGGCGGCACCAAGAACUACAGCAAGAAGGUGCUGCAGUUCUUCCAGGUGCUGAAGGGCGCUGGCGGUCAGGACAUCCUGUGCCGCUGCGUCAAGCGCAGCGGAGAGUGGCGGUGGUGCCCCGUGGUGCCGCUCGAGGAGCUGCCCCGAGUGAUCAAGGAGCACCACGAGCGGGCGACUGGCUUCAGCGGUGUGGAGAAGCUGUACACACAUAUCAAGCGGCCCUUUGGCGUGACCAUGUACCGGCUGCGGAGCGGAGCUGGAGUGGUGGAGGGUAUGCAUCAGGCCAGCAGGCUAUCUAAGGCGCCACCCAGCCUGGCCAGCGAGCUGACCUUCAGCGGCACGGCGCAGCGAGGAGUGCCUGUGGUGUCUCUCAAUGUGGCGAUGGCGGCGCAGCCCGGCGGCGGCAAGGCAGCCAACAUCCUGGCCGACAAGUAUGCCACGGGCGGCAUGCACAAGUACUGCCCGCCCCAGUUCCUGGCCUGGCCCUACCGCAAGCAGCGCAUCAUACAGGAGCUGCUGGGGCUGCAGCCAGACAUCCUGUGCCUGCAAGAGGCAAGUGUUGUGGAGCGUGGGUGGUUUGAGGAGGAGUUUGAGCCGCUGAUGCGCCAGCACGGCUUCGAGGCGCUCUACUACGCCCGCAAGCGCAGGCCCUUUGACCCGCCCACCAUGCCAGAGGACGGCAUCAGCCUGCUGUACCGCACGGCCCGGCUGCAGCGGCAGGCCAGCAAGGUUGUCAAGCUCGGGGAGUGCGUGGGGGCCAGCCUGCAUGGCAAGUUUCACGACUAUGUGCGGCAGCGCGAGGACGGGGUGGUGCUGGCGCUGCUGCGGGAUGUGCGUACCCAGCGCACGCUGCUGGCGGGCUGCACCCACCUGUUCUGGGACCCCCGCUUCCCGGACGUCAAGGCGGCACAGGCCCAGCUGGUGUGCCGCGCCGCAGGCGCCUUCCUGCAGCAGCAGCGCCUGCUCGGCGACAAGGCCGCCGCCGCUGUACCCGCCAUCCUGUGCGGCGACUUCAACAGCCUGCCCUUCAAGCGCCGCUCCGACCCGUUUGACGCCGUGCCUCCCAGCCAGACCCUGGUCAGCGGCGCCUACACCGUGCUGAGCAGCAAGGCGGGCAUCGACAGCAGCCACCAGGACCACCCGUCCCGCCGCUCGCUGGCCGGCUCGUGCGCCGCUGCGCGCGACCUCGCCCGCGCGCGCCUGUCCAGCGACCCGCUGUCCCUGCGCAGUGCGGCGGUGGCGGCCUGGGGCCGCGAGCCGCCGCUGACCACCAAGACCGACGGCUUUGCGGGGUGCCUGGACUACGUGUGGCUCAGCGAGGGCCACUGGGCCGUGUCUGCAGCGCUGCAGCUGCCCUACCGCUGGGACCCGGCGCCCCCUGGCCAGCCCUCCGCGGUCAACGACCCCGAGGACGUGCCCGACAUGCCGCCCAUACCCGAUGACCGCUUCCCGUCAGACCACCUGGCGCUGGCCUUCAAGCUGCACCUGCUGCCCUGA
Chlorella variabilis is the source of this 2391-nucleotide messenger RNA. RefSeq lists its product as hypothetical. The record is from RefSeq and is a predicted model, not a curated record. Gene Ontology annotation, biological process: nuclear-transcribed mRNA poly(A) tail shortening. NCBI's taxonomy places the organism in Eukaryota, Viridiplantae, Chlorophyta, Trebouxiophyceae, Chlorellales, Chlorellaceae. Bases 1 to 2391 code for a protein of 796 amino acids. Gene Ontology annotation, cellular component: nucleus; CCR4-NOT complex; cytoplasm. The transcript has 11 exons. Gene Ontology annotation, molecular function: poly(A)-specific ribonuclease activity.